Oryzias melastigma (Indian medaka) is the source of this 2312-nucleotide messenger RNA. Its product is annotated as glucocorticoid-induced transcript 1 protein. Gene Ontology annotation, biological process: podocyte development. The transcript has 9 exons. The record is from RefSeq and is a predicted model, not a curated record. NCBI's taxonomy places the organism in Eukaryota, Metazoa, Chordata, Actinopteri, Beloniformes, Adrianichthyidae. Gene Ontology annotation, cellular component: cytoplasm. The coding region runs from base 229 to 1581 and encodes 450 amino acids.
ACGGGCACCAGCCAGUAGUCUGGUCGGAACAACUGUCAUUUAGGGUGAGUGGACAGGAUGGGGAACACGUAGGAGCCGAGAAACACAAAUAACUACUUUAAACUCGUUUUAAAGUUACUUUCGCAGUUUAUUACGGCACGGUUUCGUGUUCUGUAGCGCUCUCCUCCUGCAGAGAAGCCGCCGCUCCGGCAGGACGUCUUUCUCGGAGCGAUAAGGGCACACGGGGGGAUGUCGGCUCCCAGUAACUCGCGGGUGAGGCGCAGCAAUGCCGGGUCUCCCGGCUCGUUCGGCGGCGGUGGCAGCAGCUGCCGCCUGCACCCCAUCCGUGCCACCGUUCCCUACCAGCUCCUGCGGGCGGGUCAGAGCAGUCCGACCCGGUCCCUGCUCGGAGGGGCCACGACUAGCCGGGGCUCGAGCCCCACCGCCGGUCCACAGCUGAGUGCAGGAAGCGCGGGGGUGAAGCAAAGCCUGUCCCCCGAGAACAGAGAGGCUUCCUGCCCCCCAGACUCUCCACUUUCCAAAGCAGAACGGUCCAAAUUACAAGUGCGCAGUUCCAGCGCCAUCCGAAGGGCGUCCUCCUUGGACGCCAUCACAGGGCCGUACCUCACUGGCCAGUGGCCUCGAGACUCCCACGGACCAUACCCUUCCUGCAUGAAGGACAAAGCUACACAGACUCCAGGUCUCUGGACUGACGAAGGAGCAGAACUGGGAAGUCCUCACCAGCGGUCGGCGUCGUGGGGCAGCGCAGAUCAUCUCAAGGAGCAGAUCGCAAAGCUGAGGCUGCAGCUGCAGCGCAGCAAGCAGGUGACCCGACAGAGCAAGGACCGCGAGCUGCCACAACCGUCGCCGCACGCAGCCGCCUGCCAAACACAGCACAAAGGAACUUCAGCAGCUUUAUCCGCAGCACCUUUGACAAAAGCCCUCAUCUGCAGAGUGCCGAGCAACGUGGAGGGCAUCAACCACGAGCUGGAGAACGUCUUCAUCAGAGAGGACUGGGAGCCGGGCAUGCAGGCCAUGGAGGCGGUAGACGGACGCCGCCCCCCCUUCCCCCCCCAUCGCCACAGCAGCAGCGGAGACACUCGGGACACGGACACGCAGGCUCCCUCCAGCGGCGACUCCAGCCCGUCGCCCCGCCCCUGCAGCGCCGACCUCCUGCACUCGCCCGACGGAAGCCCCUGCUCUGCAGAGGAAACCGAUAAAGAUGGCGUCUGCAGUUCUCCUCUCCCUAAAUUUGCCACGUCUCCCAAACCCAACAACAGCUACAUGUUCAAGCGGGAGCCUCCGGAGGGAUGUGAGAAGGUCAAAGUGUUUGACGAGUUGGUGUCCGGCAAAUCCAAAGGUUUCCCGCUCUUCUCCUGUCCCGACAAAAACAAGGUGAACUUCAUUCCCAGCGGCUCGGCCUUCUGCCCCGUCAAGCUCCUCUGCUCCUCCCUCUUCUCCCCCGGCUCCGGUCUCCAUGGCAACGGCGCCCUGGGCUCUCAGGUGACGCCGGCGGGAGACGGGAGCGCCAACGGGAAAUCCGGCAGCGACUGUCAGAGCCCCGAGGCGGACGGCUCGGCACAAGUGCUCCUUACCAGCUAGUUCUCAGGUAUCCUCGACCAAACCUGCCAGGUGACUUUGGUGACAAAAAAAAAGGAAAAACAAAAAAGUUGCACUCUGAUAAUCCUAACGUUAGCCAGCAGGGGGCGUUCAAGGUCACAGAAAACACCAGCUUCUGCGAGGAGUCGGAGGAUCGCUGCUGGCCUUGGGCGCAGCCCGCUCCACCCCUCACUAACCUCCCCCCGUGUACCACGACACCAAGCGUAGCAGGAUUAGCUUCGUUUUCCAUGAAACACAAGUUACAUUUGCUUUAGAAAACUCAGAAGAGUUGAUGAGGGGGCGGGGCUUAAAAGGACAUGGACCCUUUUCCAUUUUUUUUUUACAUUUGUUUGAAUGUAUUUGUAGCACAAAGACGAGCGACCAAUCAGAACCUCCCCCUCCACAAAAGCUCAGGUCAUUCCGCUCGCUUCGACCUCGAGGCCUUCCGCGUGGCGUUCUCGACCGAACGCGCCGCCACAUUCCUGAUGGUUCCUUCCUCCUCUGCUGUUGAUACCAAAGCGACUCCACGACGGCGGACGGACUCUAGAGGAGGUUUCUAUAAGACACUAGUGUUUCAACAGCACUUACAUGGAAAAAGAUAAUCAGCGUUUGAUUCCUUCAAUCAGAAAAAUGUGAUUUCUGAGCAAAAUCAAACAUUUCAGUUUAAGGCGAUUCUUCAGCGUCGGGUCAAACAUCCUCAGUUUCCCUUCUCCCAAUAAAGAAAACAAAACUUC